AUUUUCACCCUAGAGGACGAUAUAUAUAUCUAUAAUAUUUUUUAAUCUGUAAUUAAAUUUAACUUGAGGGUUAUUUGAUCAAGAAUAAAUUAGCUAGCUACAACAUUUCGAAAUGAUUUAUUUCCAAUACUAUACUACGAUGGAAUCUAAUCCUACAUUUUUUUUAUAUAUAAAUAAUUGAUUAGUCCAUCAACUAAAAAAUGAAAAUUAUUGUGGAUUAUUUAAAUAAAGUCAUGUCUUAUAUACUUUUCAUUUGCUAUCAUUCACAAGUCCGAUGGAUAAGACAACAGAAAAUGGAAUAUAUAGGAAUUAACUGCUAAUUAAAAGUCUAAUUAAUAUGAUUUAUAAUGAAGGAGAGCUAAAAUAACAAAUUAAUAGAGGCCGCAAAUAGCAAGAAUAAAGGGGGUUGGAAAAUAAUGAGAAAGAAGAGGAGUGCAUAUAUGAUAUGUCGUGCUGAAAAGUCGGGAAGAACAAACAAGACCUUUCUCUUUCUCUCUCUGCAUAUGCAUUCUGAAAGAAAUCAAGAAGAGAGAGAUUAUAAUAAUUAAUGUAUUUGCGCGCUCCGUUGUCUUGUUGUAUUGUGAAUGGAUCAAGUAUUCAGCAAGGUCGGUUCUUAUUGGCUGGGCCAACAAACCAACAAGGAGGUUGCCUCUGUCGCCAACGAAAUCAAUUCAUUAUCAACCAGCAUCGAAGGGGGAGCAACAUGGUUGGUUAACAAGAUAAAAGGAAAAGUUCAGAAGCCAUUACCAGAACUUCUCAAGGAGUAUGACCUGGCAGUAGGUAUAUUCCCGCGUGAUGCGACAAAUUACGAGUUCGAUGAGGGAACGAGAAAGCUGACAGUGCACAUUCCAAAGGUGUGUGAAGUGGGGUACAAAGACCAGUCGGUGUUGCGUUUCUCAACAGUUGUAAAUGGUUAUCUAGAGAAAGGUAAGCUAUGGGAUAUAGAUGGAAUUAAGACAAAGAUGAUUGUGUGGAUAAAGGUGUCUUGUAUUUCAUGUGAUGAAACAAAGAUACAUGUAACUGCCGGUAUGAGGAAAUCCAGAAGCAGAGAUGCAUAUGAGCUUGUUCGAGAUGGGAUCACUGUCGACAAGUUCUAGCUAUAGUUACUACUACUGUAAUCUAUCUAUUUAUCUAUUCCUUUAUGAAAAGCUGUUUGUUGUUGUGUGUUUUGUGGCCUUAAAAGUUAAAAGCCACUCAUUAAUGAUUCAUUACACAAUGUUGCUGUUAUCAAAUAUCAACUAAC
This is a messenger RNA of Erythranthe guttata (spotted monkey flower), 1243 nucleotides long. RefSeq lists its product as uncharacterized. The record is from RefSeq and is a predicted model, not a curated record. Lineage: Eukaryota; Viridiplantae; Streptophyta; Magnoliopsida; Lamiales; Phrymaceae.